Molecule: messenger RNA, 1830 nt
Organism: Strongylocentrotus purpuratus (purple sea urchin)
Lineage: Eukaryota; Metazoa; Echinodermata; Echinoidea; Camarodonta; Strongylocentrotidae
Gene: ubox5
Product: RING finger protein 37
Exons: 3
Coding region: 74-1753 (559 amino acids)
Biological process (GO): protein polyubiquitination
Cellular component (GO): nucleus
Molecular function (GO): ubiquitin-ubiquitin ligase activity; ubiquitin protein ligase binding
Source: RefSeq, a predicted model, not a curated record
CAUGAUCUACUGCUUCAAUUUGACAAGAGGAAACAGAAUGAACUAGUUGGCGCUUAAUGACAUAGGCAGCAAGAUGGCCAUCAACUUCUGCAGUUUGGCUUUUGGAACAAAAGUCGCCUGUUCAUCAGUGAGCACAGAUGGAUACGAGAUUGAGAAUCUCCUGAAAGCUGGCAAGUACGGUCAGAUGAAAGGCUUUCUUGCUGAACAUUUCAUCAAACCUCCGCUCACCAUUACCUUCACUUUGCCGUUUAAGAUCGACAUCUGCAGCAUCAUCAUAGACCCCAACGUCGGCUCACAGAAAUCCAGUGCGAUCGAGAUUUUUUCCGCAAUUGUACCUGAGGAAAAAGAGAGCUCUGAUAGGCAUGAUAAUGCAGGUCGAGAUGUAAGAAAUGAACCACUUGUAGUGUCUACAAACAUAGGGAAGGGAUACUGCAAUAAUGUCACUCCACGGCUUAUCUACUUUUGCAAUAGGAGGUAUAGAUCACUGCACAAGUUACCGACCAAGUCACCUGACUAUCAAGAGGGCACAGCAGAUGUUCUGGUGAGGGACAUCAGGUGUUCAAGUGCAGCAUGUGUGAGAAAUGUGAACCAGAUAGUGAUUAAGAUCACAAGGGUUCAUGGUGCGUCGGUACCUGCAUUGAAGAAGGUAGAGAUUUGGGGGCAGCCAGCUGUAUCUUGCGAUGAGUUACUUGUCCAAAAGAUAGUGCAGACUGCUGAACAACUUCUGGGACUGGGUGUGAGACAGAAGAAACAACCUACCUCAAAAGAGCAAAAGCCAUCUACUUCACGUAAAGUUGAGAAGAAGGACGGGAAAGGAAAGGCGCCAGCUUCGGACCAGUGCCCUGAGGAUUUUAUAGAUCCGAUAACAUGCAGUAUAAUGGUGAUUCCGAUUCUCCUGCCAUCAGGCCACACAAUAGACCAAGAGACCCUUGAGAAACAUAAUAAGAUAGAAGCAACAUGGGGUCGCCCAUCAAAUGAUCCCUUCACUGGUGUACCAUUCUCUGCUGUCAAUAAACCCAUUCCAAAUGUCAAACUAAAAGCAAGACUGGAUAGGUUCUUGUUGAUGGGCGGGGCCGCGUUCAAGAACGUGCCUCGGACUGCUGGAGGUGCAAGUGAAAGUGACUCUACACAAGACUCAUCUGAAGUGAAAACAUCCGUCCUAAUUCAACCAAAGAAAGCGGGUGCUCUUAGUGGAUUGAUGAACAAAUCACAGGUGUCAAUAAUUGACAACCUACCCGAUGGCGGAGAAAAUGAAGAAAAAAGGCAUGGAGGAAAGAGAAAGAGGAAAGUUAAAAAUGCAGGGACAUCAUAUGUUAAUGCACAGUAUGCCACCAUCGCAGCAAAGAGGUCCAAGGCUUAUGGUGUCCACUUGCCUACUGUAGAUUUGGCUUGGAAUGGAAGCAGUGAUAAUGGGAUUAAGAAAGAUCUUGGAAGCCACGAGAAAGCUGUAUCUCUUAGUCUGGAUGAUGCCCUUGCUUCUACUUUAGCAUCUCUUCCCUCAUAUAAUAAACCAGCAGCUUUGGGUGGUGCUCCUAUAGAAACCAAAAGUGACAUGUGUGUGAAUUGUCAGACCCCAUUCCAGGACAUGGAGACCAAUAUUUAUAAAAUGCCAUGUGAUCAUUUGAUAUGCCGUAGCUGUACAUCUACCAAGACAAGUGGGAUCGACUGUCAGUUGUGCAAAAGGACUUUCAAGAAUUCUCAGUUGUCUAGGGUACACAAAAAGAUAAAUAGCUCUUCCAUGAGAGUAGUUUGAUGAUCUAGGGUGGUAUUCUGAAAAUUACGCUGUCUUUAAUGUUUGUAAAUUAAUUGUCACUUAAAGAGAAGGUUGAG